AUGUCAAAUUAUAAAAACGAUAUUAAACCAGAGAUACAAAGAUUCAAAUAUAUAACAAGUAGAGAAUCUUCAAAAACAUCCGCUCAUUUUGAUCUCAACUCAAUAUUUUCCUCCCUAGCAGGAAGUUAUGUCUCGAGCCAAAAGAGAAGUGUCUGGUCCAAGUCACCAUCUGCUACCAGUACUAGAAACGACGCCGCGACCCACAGAAGCGCAAGCGUCGGAGACCACAAAGACAAGGCACCACGAGCAGGCUCCUACCAUUCCAGAAAAUCGGCAAGUUCUCUAAAAGAAUAUGAUGAAGUUGAUAAUGAGCCAAGUCCAGGCGAGCCCAAAGCCUUGAGUAAGGGUUCCGCCGAUGGAUCUUUACAUGGUAGACCCUCUCGAAGCAAUACUUCAACUCUCGAUCGUCACAGUUUGAAGAGCAACUUGAGCAUAUACAACCCUGACAGAGGUGGCAAAGGUACUAGCGCCCCUGCUCCUUCAGAUCAUGGACCAGCGGAGCGUGCUCAAACAAGUUAUGGGAGAUGCGACGAUAAUAAUCCGCCCUAUUUUUAUGAGAAUAAAACAAGGCAAUCUAAUACUUCAAAUAUGCUCUAUUGA
Molecule: messenger RNA, 600 nt
Organism: Botrytis fragariae
Lineage: Eukaryota; Fungi; Ascomycota; Leotiomycetes; Helotiales; Sclerotiniaceae
Exons: 2
Coding region: 1-600 (199 amino acids)
Source: RefSeq, a predicted model, not a curated record